AUGGAACACGACACUCGUGCAAAUCUGAGAAACCAGGUCGCAUGGGCACAUGGGACAAAAGACAUGCCCAGAGCCAAGAAGUGCACGGUGAUCGGCGGCUCUGGGUUCCUUGGGCAGUACAUGGUGGAGCACUUACUGGCAAAAGGCUACCAGGUCAACGUCUUUGAUAUCCGCCAAGGCUUCAACAAUCCCCAGGUGCAGUUCUUCCUGGGCGAUCUCUGCAACCAGCAGGAUCUGUACCCAGCUCUGAAAGGUGUGAGCACGGUUUUCCACUGCGCAUCACCCCCACCAUCCAGCGACAACAAGGAACUCUUUUAUAGAGUGAAUUACCUUGGCACCAAGAAUGUCAUUGAAACCUGCAAACAGGCUGGGGUUCAGAAACUCAUUUUAACCAGCAGUGCCAGUGUCGUCUUUGAGGGUGUCGACAUCAAGAAUGGAACUGAGGACCUGCCUUACGCCCUGAAACCCAUUGACUACUACACGGAGACCAAAAUCUUACAGGAACAAGUAGUCCUAGGUGCCAAUGAUCCUGAGAAGAAUUUCUUAACUGCAGCCAUUCGCCCUCAUGGCAUUUUUGGCCCCAGGGACCCCCUGAUGCUCCCCAUCCUCGUUGAGGCCGCCAGGAAAGGCAAGAUGAAGUUUAUGAUUGGAAAUGGGCAGAACUUGGUAGACUUCACCUUCGUGGAGAACGUGGUCCAUGGCCACAUCCUGGCAGCAGAGAAGCUCUCUAAAGACUCAGCUGUGUGUGGGAAGGUCUUUCACAUCACCAACGAUGAUCCUGUCCCUUUCUGGAAGUUUCUGUCCCAGAUCCUGACAGGCCUCAACUAUGAGGCCCCAAAGUACCACGUCCCCUACUGGCUGGCCUACUACCUGGCCCUGCUGCUGGCCCUGCUGGUGAUGGUGCUCCGUCCGGUGCUCGAGCUGCAGCCCACCUUCACACCCAUGCGGAUUGCACUGGCCGGCACGUGCCACUACUAUAGCUGUGAGAGAGCCAAGAGGAUCCUGGGUUACCGGCCUCUGGUCCCCUUGGACAAGGCCUUGGAUAGAACCCUGCAGAGCUUUCGCCAUCUGCAGAAGGUCAACUGA
Chrysochloris asiatica (Cape golden mole) is the source of this 1086-nucleotide messenger RNA. It is a transcript of the gene NSDHL, whose product is annotated as NAD(P) dependent steroid dehydrogenase-like. The coding region runs from base 1 to 1086 and encodes 361 amino acids. Gene Ontology annotation, biological process: steroid biosynthetic process. The record is from RefSeq and is a predicted model, not a curated record. The transcript is spliced from 7 exons. Lineage: Eukaryota; Metazoa; Chordata; Mammalia; Afrosoricida; Chrysochloridae. Gene Ontology annotation, molecular function: 3-beta-hydroxy-Delta5-steroid dehydrogenase (NAD+) activity.